AUGGAGUGGUUAACCAAGUAUGAUGCUGUUAUCCAAUGUGCCAAGAGGUCAGUGAUUCUUACCAGUUCAUCAGGAGAACGGUUUGAGUUCCUAGCAACACUUCCAGCCGCAGCAGACUGUACAGUGAAUCAGUUACAAGGGAAUUCUAUUGAAGAUAUCAGAGUUGUGUGUGAAUAUCCAGAUGUCUUUCUUGAUGAUUUGCCAGGUAUGCCACCUGAACGCGACAUUGAACUCAUCAUAGAUCUUUUACUUUAUACUGCACCCAUUGCUAAGAGGCCAUAUAGAAUGUCUGUUGGUGAGUUAGAAGAACUUAAGGCGCAGUUAAAAGAGCUAUUAGAUAAGAAGUUCAUUCGUCCUAGCUCUUCACCUUGGGGAGCUCCAAUGAUCUUUGUUGAGAAGAAGGAUGGUAUGCAAAGGAUGUGUGUAGACUACAUGUCACUGAAUGAAGUCACUAUCAAGAACAAGUAUCCUUUGCCUCGUAUAGAAGAUUUGUUUGAUCAGUUGAGAGGAGCCAAGGUAUUCUCCAAGAUUGACUUGAGGUCCGGAUAUCAUCAGUUGAGGAUACGGCCAUCAGAUAUCCCCAAGACUGCCUUCACUACAAGAUAUGGACUCUAUGAGUAUACGAAGCUCAGGGAGAAUCAACUGUAUGCCAAGUUUAGCAAGUGUGAGUUCUGGUUAGAUGAGGUGUCAUUUCUUGGGCACGUUAUCACCAAUGGAGGAAUUACCGUUGAUCCAGGGAAGGGUCAGCCAGAUGCCUCAAGUGUUGUGUUGGAAUUUGAGAAACACAACCUUGGAUUUGUUGGCCAUACUGAAGGGAUCACAAUAGAAGUCGAGUCGACUCUUGAGCAAGAGAUAUGGAAGGGUCAGCUUGAGGAUGACAAGGUCAAGAAGAUCAAGGAGAUGAUAGAAAGAGGCAAGGCACCCGAUUUCACUGAGGAUGAACAGGGGACUGUGUGGUUCAGAAAGAGGAUAUGUGUGCCAGAUGUAGAUCAUCUACGAGAGAAGAUUCUGAAAGAAGCCCAUGAUUCAGCUUACUUGAUUCAUCCAGGCAGUACCAAGAUGUACCGGGAUUUGAAAGAAAGAUAUUGGUGGUAUGGCAUGAAGCGUGAUGUCACAGCUCACGUGCCCAUAUGUGAUGUGUGUCAGAGAGUCAAGGCAGAACAUCAGAGACCAGCAAGUUUGCUACAGCCAUUGAAGGUGCCAGAAUGGAAAUGA
This is a messenger RNA of Panicum virgatum (switchgrass), 1215 nucleotides long. RefSeq lists its product as uncharacterized. The record is from RefSeq and is a predicted model, not a curated record. Bases 1 to 1215 code for a protein of 404 amino acids. The transcript is spliced from 3 exons. Lineage: Eukaryota; Viridiplantae; Streptophyta; Magnoliopsida; Poales; Poaceae.